Haliotis rufescens (red abalone) is the source of this 1942-nucleotide messenger RNA. RefSeq names its product CST complex subunit STN1-like. The transcript is spliced from 10 exons. Gene Ontology annotation, biological process: nucleotide-excision repair; double-strand break repair via homologous recombination; DNA replication. Lineage: Eukaryota; Metazoa; Mollusca; Gastropoda; Lepetellida; Haliotidae. Gene Ontology annotation, cellular component: chromosome, telomeric region; DNA replication factor A complex; site of double-strand break. The record is from RefSeq and is a predicted model, not a curated record. The coding region runs from base 622 to 1710 and encodes 362 amino acids.
CUUAACAGGUGUUAAGCUCAUUGCCGUAGUCCACCAGUACCUCCACAUCCGCGACCAUUUCAUCCAAUAAUAUCUCUUGUCUUAAUUUGAAGCUCCGCUAUCAUGCAUGAUGGCGGAGCCUGUCAUAAUGGAGCCAUGUCCUUAUAUAAAACUUAGAUAAAACACUAAGCCUCGGGUUUUUAUCUCUUUGAUUCGGGUUUUAAAUCUCAUAUAAACCCUCUGACCUGUUUUAUCCUAUACAUAAAGGGAAGUAGAAAAUGAUGAUUAAAGUUGUUUUCUUGUGACCGAAUGACAUUGCAAGUAAUAAUAUUACAAAACGUCAUUUAUACUAAUAUGACAAAUAGAAGGUAUAUAUUGAAUGUGUUGUAUGGAAUGGUAGUUUUAUUGUUAGUAGUUUAUUGCACGUCUUGUCCGGGACCAUGACAAAACACUCACGUCGAUAGUUUCUAGUGGUAUGCAAGGGGAGGUCACUCCUAAUAUGCUAUGCGAGGGAAAUAUGAAUGUCGGAAUGACAAGUGAAGAAGUGUGUCGGUCGACCAUAGGCAUAGCGAACGAGGAACGUAUUUAUGUCGGAUUUGGACGCAUGACAUCUUGUAUUAACAAUUCUUGAUUGUUUUCAAGAUGGCGGAGGAGGGAGUGUGUCAGUAUCACCAGCAGGAGCUGUGGGGGCUGGACUACUACCUGCGUGUGUACAACAAGAUGUACAUUCAAGAUGUACUCGCACUCCGACUCUACCCACACUGUAUAGAAGCGUUUGCCUACAAGAAUCACCCGAUACACAAGGUGGACGUCCUCGGUGUGGUGGUCCACGUGGACGAGAGGGACAGGUGCUUUAUUUAUGCAAUUGAUGAUGGAACCGGAGUGAUUUCCUGCUGUUGCUGGAAGCCUGACCGUGGACACAGUGGUGAUGAGACUAUGUACUCCACGUUGCCGGUGUCUCUGCAGAAGAAGGUUUGUGACAUCCAGGAUGAGGAAAAGCAGGCCACUUCAGGCUACUCUCAUGGUGACCUUGUGCAUAUAAAGGGCAAGGUCAAGGUCUUCAGAGAGGUCAAUGAAAUCACAGCAUUAUAUCAUGCCAAGGUAGAUAACCCUGCAGCAGAGAUUGUGCGUAUGGUGGAGCUGCCCAAGUUGUACAAGAUGUGUUAUGACAAACCCUUCGAGUUGCCGCACAGAGUGAGGGCAGACCUCGACAUGGCACGGGAGGAGGACACGACCGGAGUGAAGAGCUGUAAACGGAUCCUCCAGGAAGUGGGUGUGGCAGUAAGUGAACACCUUCGGACAGCGCCCUCUGUGAGAGAAUUUACUGCCAGCCAGAUGUGUCGCCUAGCAACCGUCACAGCCAUUCUUGCUCAGCAGCAGUCGCUAGACGAAAAGCAAAGUCCCAUAUCCAUGGUAACACAAGCACUCAAAAAGCUGGAGGAAGAGGCUGGGACAGUGUGUCGCCGUAUGGAGGCGUCGGCGCUGUAUGAGAAUCUGAAUCACAGCAGAGCUCUGAAGGAAGCCAUCUUGAAUGUCCUGGUCAAGGAGUCACAGAAGCCGAAGUACUCGGAACGAGGGUGCCACUACCUGCACAUCCUGGACGAGCUGCACAGGACUGCCCAGUACUCCAAACUCCACCAGACGGCCCUGCUGCACUGUCUGCAGGCACUCGAGACACAAAGUGAUGUCAUACGCACUUACCAUAAACAGUACCUUCCUUGUGUCACGUGACAUUUGACCUUGACCUUGUCUACAGUGGAGACACAAAGUGAUGUCAUACGCACUUACAAUAAACAGUACCUUCCUUGUGUCACGUGACAUUUGACCUUGACCCUGUCUACAGUGGAGACACAGAGUCAUGUCAUACGCAGUCACCACAAACAGUACAUGCCGUAUUACAUGAAACCUGUAAACAUGAUUUGAGUAUUUGUCAAACACUUACAGUAAAUAGUACUUUAUUUGU